Molecule: messenger RNA, 1465 nt
Organism: Salmo salar (Atlantic salmon)
Lineage: Eukaryota; Metazoa; Chordata; Actinopteri; Salmoniformes; Salmonidae
Gene: fen1
Product: flap structure-specific endonuclease 1
Cellular component (GO): nucleus
Molecular function (GO): 5'-flap endonuclease activity; 5'-3' exonuclease activity; manganese ion binding
Source: RefSeq, a predicted model, not a curated record
UGUACUCGAACCAAUUCGAACACUCGAUUUGUAAUGUCUGGAUUUGGAUUUCGCGGGAAUUUGAGGCAUUGUCUUCGCGCCCGAAGCAGUGGACUCCGGGAAAGUGUCGCGACUAGAACAUUCGGUGAGUCGAAGAGCACAUUCCACCAUGGGAAUUCACGGGCUUGCAAAGUUGAUUGCAGACCAGGCACCAUCUGCUAUAAAGGAACAAGACAUCAAGAACUACUUUGGGCGGAAAAUAGCAAUAGACGCCUCCAUGUGUAUGUAUCAGUUCCUUGUCGCUGUCAGACAGGAUGGUAAUGUGCUCCAAAACGAGAAUGGGGAGACCACAAGCCAUCUCAUGGGCAUGUUCUACCGGACUAUCCGCAUGCUGGAGCACGGGAUCAAGCCUGUCUAUGUGUUUGAUGGCAAGCCCCCACAGCUGAAGUCAGGAGAGCUGGAGAAGAGAGGAGAGAGGAGGGCUGAGGCUGAGAAACUGCUGGCCCAGGCACAGGAAGCAGGGGAGCAGGAGAACAUUGAUAAGUUCAGUAAACGUCUGGUGAAAGUCACCCAGCAACACAACGACGAGUGCAAGAAGCUGCUCACCCUGAUGGGGGUGCCAUACAUCGAGGCUCCGUGUGAGGCCGAGGCGAGCUGUGCUGCUCUGGUUAAGGCUGGGAAGGUGUUUGCCACUGCAACAGAGGAUAUGGACGGUCUGACUUUUGGAACAGGGGUCCUACUAAGGCACCUCACUGCCAGCGAAGCCAAAAAGCUUCCUAUCCAGGAGUUCCAGUUCACUCGCCUUCUGCAGGACAUUAAUCUGACCCAUGAGCAGUUCAUAGACCUGUGCAUACUGCUGGGCUGUGACUACUGUGGUACCAUCAAGGGAAUCGGGCCCAAGAGAGCCAUUGACUUGAUCAGACAACACGGCUCCAUCGAGGAGAUUCUGGAGAACAUCGACUCGUCUAAGCACCCUGCCCCAGAGGACUGGCUGUAUAAGGAAGCCAGAGGGCUGUUCCUGCAGCCUGACGUGGUGGACUGCUCCACCGUAGACCUCAAGUGGAGCGAGCCUGACGAGGAUGCCCUCAUCCAGUUCAUGUGUGCAGAGAAACAGUUCAGUGAGGACCGCAUCAAGAACGGCUGUAAGAAGAUUCUGAAGAGCCGACAGGGCAGCACACAGGGACGACUGGACACCUUCUUCACCAUCACAGGGUCUCUGUCAUCAAAACGCAAGGAACCUGAGACAAAGGGAUCCAACAAGAAGAAACAGAAGACCGGUGCAACCCCAGGCAAAUUUAAGAAGGGCAAAUAGACUACAAACAGGAAGUGAAGCAAGUAAAGCAGAAGUUAGUGCAGGAGUGUAUGAAUCACUUAGCUACAAUUACUUGCUACAAUUAUAGUGUGUCUGAUCAAGUCUGUUUUUCAUGUUGAACUAGGCAAGUUUUAUGAAUUUAUUUUUUUGUUGAAUAAAAGUAAAAAUUAUGGA